UAUUCUAAGAUUCACUUGCCAUUAUUAUGCAAUAAAAGGGAGUGUCAUGAACGCAUUGUUUUUUCUUUAACACCUAAACUCAACAAGUUCUUUCACUAGCACUGUCCCUGCCACUGCUACUAGCAAUGUUUAAUGUUGUUGUCCUCAUGAAAUCUUUUCUUACUAUCAUUUUUCUACUUCUUUUGUUCUUUCCUUUAACUUCUUCCCUCCAACAAGUGCAAACAAAACUAGUUGAACCACCUUUGCUUCCAAAAAAUUCAUGCAAUGAAACAUGUGGAAAACUCCAUGUUCCAUUUCCAUUCUACAUCAACAACACUUCAUGUGCUUCAUUGUCAAGUUCUUUCCACCUCUCUUGCUCAAAUUCAUCCACCCUUUUGAUCAAAAUAGGUUCACAAAACUAUCCCAUUUUGGAAUUCUUUUCAGAUGGUUUGUUAGUAGACUUUCCAGGAACCUCAUCGUGUCGACAGUACAACGAUUUGAAUUCAUUUGGUGAGAGGAGUUUUGAUGGAAGAAACUACUUUGGUGUAUCAGUUGAUAAUGUUGUUGGUCUGUAUGAUUGUGAAGAUUCUUCACUUUGUAAAGCAGAUUGUGAAACAGUUAAUCUUCCUGGUUGUGAUGGAAGUGUUGGUGGUGGUUCUCUUGGAUGUUGUUAUCCACUUUCUGAUCAUAGUAUAUGGCAUAUUGGUGAAGGGUUUUCUGUUUUUUCACAAUUUGGAUGUAGGGGAUUUUCUAGUUGGGCUGUUUUGAGAGGGUCUUAUUCAGGUAAAAGAGGGGUAAAAUUGGAAUUUGGUAUUCCUAGGAACUUUUCUAAGGAGAUUUGUGCUAAGAAUGCAGAUAUGGUGAAUGCUACAGCAGUUAAAGGUGGCAUAAGGUGUGUUUGUCAAGAUGGAUUUGUUGGUGAUGGUUUUGUUAAUGGAACAGGAUGCUUAUUAUCAUGUAUCAAGAAUGGAAAGGAAGCAUAUGGAAGUGACUGCUAUAUCAAAAGACAUGAUCAAAGAAAAAUGGUUAUCAUUGCUGGAAUUCUUUGUCCAGUUCUUAUUGUUGCCUCCUUAGUUACACUAUUCUAUCUUCUAAAAAGAAAACAAAGGCCAGGAAUGUUCGAUUCUGAGCAAGCUUAUUACCACAACAUUUCAUUCCGAAAAACGUGUAGAACUCGACUAUUCAGCCACCAUGAGCUAGAGGAAGCCACCAAUGGUUUUGAAGAUAACAGAAAACUCAUGCAAUGCAAUAACAGCACAAUGUUUGCCGGUGUUCUUGGUGAUGGAUCGCAUGUAGCUAUACACAAGUUAUUAAAAUGUGAGAAUGAAAAAGACAUGAUGCAAGUCAUGUCACAAAUUGAAGUCCUAUCUACAAUUGUACAUAGAAAUGUUGCAUCAAUUCUUGGCUGUUGCAUUGAUUCUAGCUACACUCCUCUAGUGGUUUAUGAAUAUCCUUCAAAUGGUACCUUAGAGGAUCAUUUACACCAAAAGUUCCAAAACAUAGGACAAAAGCUUGGUUUACAUUGGUAUAGGAGAUUGAAUAUUGCAACAGAAAUAGCUAGUACUAUUGCAUUGUUACAUUAUGAUAAAUCUCCUCCAAUAUUCCAUCAUAACCUAAAGUCUAGUUGCAUCUUCCUAGGUGAUGAUUUUUCUGUCAAGAUUGCAGGAUUUGGAAUACAUAAUUCUGAUGUUAAUAAUUAUGAUUACAAGAAUUGUGAAACUCGCGAACACUUUCGCUUGUGCAAAAAUGAUGUCUACGACAUAGGUUUGUUGCUACUCGAGAUUAUCUACGGAACAAAUCAAUUGGACUCACCUACAUUAGCCUUGAAGAAAAUUAGGGAUGGAAAGAUCGAAGAAAUUGUCGAUCCACUUCUUAAUUAUUACGAACAACCGCGUCAUUGUCAAGAACAGAUUCAGAUCAUUGCUGACCUUGCCACAAGAUGUUUUCUGUUUAGUGGAGAUGGAAAGAUGGGAAUGAUUGAUGUUGCUAGGGAAUUGGUUCAUUUGACAAAAGAUAGUGUUGAUGGAGGAAAUGUGAAAGGAAUUGCUCUUGAAGAAACAUUCUCAAAUUCUAGUCUUCUUCAAAUGAUAUCUUUGUCUCCUGAUUCUAUGAAUGUUCCUUGAAUUUCAAUCUUCAACUAUGUUUGUUAGUCACAACAAUAUGAGAUGUCAGAGUUAUGUGUAUGUGUGGAUUAGAAAUUUCCUAGUACUGUACAUUGAGACCAUGGAUUCUAAACUAAGAUGUAUAAUUAAGCAAGUGUAUGCUAUCUUAUAUGUGAUUAAUGAUUAUUCUGAUGGAGCACCAUAUUCUUGUAUAAGACUAUCAACAAGAGCUAAUUAGUUAUGAUAAAUUCAUGGUAUUAGAGAA
Medicago truncatula (barrel medic) is the source of this 2346-nucleotide messenger RNA. Its product is annotated as probably inactive receptor-like protein kinase At2g46850. Bases 126 to 2102 code for a protein of 658 amino acids. The record is from RefSeq and is a predicted model, not a curated record. Lineage: Eukaryota; Viridiplantae; Streptophyta; Magnoliopsida; Fabales; Fabaceae. The transcript has 3 exons. Gene Ontology annotation, biological process: protein phosphorylation. Gene Ontology annotation, molecular function: polysaccharide binding; protein kinase activity; ATP binding.